GAGGAGGAGAAGCCGACUCCGGAAAGAUAACCGGGGACCGGGUUAAAAAGUAAAAGAGGAAAACGGCGGGGCUCACGCUCGCCCACACUUACUCAAACCGUGUUCUCUCUUCUUUUCCUCUCUUCGGCGCCCCCUCCUCUCUGCCUCCCCCACCUCCAUCGUCAUAUCUGUGUCCUCUUCGGAGCCCCUUCUCCGGUAGAAACCACCUUGGGCAUCGGUUGCUUUGGUCGGUGCUGGAGGCAACGUGGCUAUGGGUCGUGAAAAUUGGGAGAAACUGAUUCAAGCGACGUUGAAGAGGGAGCAGCUGAGAACCGCCGGCCAAGAUCGUGGGACCAAAACCCCAAAUUCCCAAUCAACGGCGUCGUGCAAAGGGAUUCCCCACUGUCUACUUAUUCGUCGAUGGGGUUCACGGGUCUCAUACUGGUCAGAGAAUCAGGUCAUACGAUGCUUUGCAAGGAAGCCUGUCACAACUCAGUUGAUCCCAGCCCUUGGUGUCAUUACCAUCUUCCGAAGCUUCAUCUGGGUCAUCUGGUUCCAUUUAUGUUUACAAAGAAAGUAGAGUUUGUGUUCGGCAGUUAUGAGAGAAAAAAUCAAUCAGUAUAUAGAGAUAUAAUUCAAUUGAUCCUGUAACAAAGAGAAACGGAAGUUUGUAAAUUAGCAUAUACUUUUCAAAUUUUUUGACUGAAGAAAAUGAAGAAUUACGUUAAACCGUUCUGGUUUUAAAAGGUGUUAACGUUGUUGAAAGUGUGUCUAGGUAUUUGCAAGAUGCUUUUAAGGUUCCUCUCAUUAUACAACUCACGGAUGAUGAGAAGUUCUUGUGGAAAAAUCUCAGCAAAGAGGAGAGCCAAUGACUUGCCCGAGAGAAUGCUAAAGAUGUUAUUGCUACAGUUUUUAUAUUGCCGAGACUUUUAUUUUCUGAUUUCUCUGAUUUUGAUUUGUGGGCGGCUGAGUGAGACAUGAGUGCAGCUUUGUCCUGAUGAUAUAUUCUCAAGUAUGCUUUCACGAAUUUAAGAUGUUUUAUCCAAUUUUAUAUCAUCUACGGUUUUAGGAAUUUCAUUGGUAUGAAUCUAUAUAUAUUCUGGAAUCUUGCUGCCAAUGAGGAACUGAUUUUGACCAAAAAAUUGACAAUGCUUAAAUGAUGUUCAAUCAUCUGGGAGCAUCUUGGAAAUUGAAAUGACAACAAAAAGACUGUUGCACUUUCCUCAUCAUUAGUAGUUCUUGACAUCUCAAGUGCAAUUUGCGGUUGGUUGAUCUUUAUGGAAUGUGUAAAGAUGAAAAUCAUAGGUGUAGGAAAUCCAUUUAGUUUAUUAUACAAUUCCUCUGUAUUCAAUUUUUUUCUUUUAGAAAAAGAAUUUGGUUGCUGGAUGAUUAAGCUUGUUCCAUUACAGCCUUUCCUGCUCUGGUUGUCAUGUUGAGCCUCUGAAAGGUUUCAUUUAGCUAUAAUUAUCUUUGUAUUUCCCUUUGAUCUGGUUGUUGGUAUUCUUCAAGUUAUCCACUUGCUAAUUUUGGUGCAAAAGUUUUUCCAUAUCAGCAAAAUUUCCACCGCAAUCUGAUUCUUCUUAAUUUGUCCGGAACACUGAACUUAACGUGUACAAGCAUGUGUGUGUGUGUGUGUCGGGGCAGAAAGCGUGGUAAAAAAGCAAUUUGCGUGUAACAGAUUUAUCCCUCAUGUUAAAAAAUGGAAAAGUUGCUUUUCUAGAUUCCUUUAUGUUUGAUCCUGAUGGAAAUUUGGAAGUUAUUAUGUAGGCUUCAUUUCUUCAUACAGGCUGUUCCGUCAUUUUCCAGUUCAUUCCUCUCCUUUUUGGGGGCAAAGCGAACCUCCGUUGCUUGAUUCCUUGUCCAAAGACCAGGUUUGUUUGUUAUAAAGCAUUUAGGUGCAAGUUAUCAAUUUUAUUGCAAACUGAAUUUUCUUAUAUGACACAAUAUAUUAAUAUCGGAUUAGAUCUACUUUUUUCUUGUAAACUUCUUGUAUUGGAUAUCAUUAUGUUACAGUUACCUUAGGGGUGGCAAUAGCAUUUGGGCAGAGUGAACAAAAUGCAAUAUUUAGUUAUCUACAAUACAAAUAAGCCAGGUCACAGUGAGGGUGGUAUAAGGUAUUAUCUAUAAUUCUUUUGGUAUUUCCGUGCUCCUAGCUAAUAUCAGGUAACAGAUAAUGUGCUUGUGUGCUUAGCGAAGUUCUGAUUCGAUAUUCUCUUUGUACUAUACAUUAUGUACUGUUUUCAAAUCAGUAAAAAUAAAUAUGAACUUUGUUGAUCA
This is a messenger RNA of Prosopis cineraria, 2256 nucleotides long. RefSeq lists its product as uncharacterized. The record is from RefSeq and is a predicted model, not a curated record. The transcript is spliced from 3 exons. Bases 251 to 559 code for a protein of 102 amino acids. NCBI's taxonomy places the organism in Eukaryota, Viridiplantae, Streptophyta, Magnoliopsida, Fabales, Fabaceae.